CAACAUUGAAAUAGUGUUCCUAGUCUGUAAAAGUCAAAACCAAAUGUUGUUACUUGUUUUCGCCCAUUGAUUCCGCUUAACUAUUUUGUAUUUUACAAAUAAACUGAUUCAUGAAAAGUUAUCAAUAUGAAUCAGACAAUAAAUGUGGAUCAACUUAACUCUGCACUAACAUCGCUUAGAACGCUACGGUCUAGUGUAAGCCAUGUCUUUGAAACGCUUUCAAACGGUCUUCGAGCUGAUCACGGUGAAGAUGGUAAAGACAAAUUUCUAUCCGAGCUCCAAGAACUUCUCAAUAAUGUUAAUAUAAAUGUACGAGAUUUAGAACAAACUGUAAACAGCUUGCCAAUACCUACCGCACCUUUUAAUUUAGGCAAUACGACAUUUUUAAGUCAAGACACGACGCAAGAUCGGCAAGCUUUGUAUACUCAAUUGGUCAAUAGUUACAAAUGGACAGACAAAAUACAUGAGUACAGUUCUUUCGCAUACACGUUAUUAAAUCAAAACUCUCUUAAAAGAUCAAACAUUAACUCCGCCACAAAAAGACGAGGUAAAAUGCAAAGUAAUCAUAAUGUUGCUCCCUUACAAGUAGACAAUGUAAUAAAUAAUAUUGGUAGAUCAUACAACGACAUGAAGAUAACUAUAUCACGCCCAUUUGCUAGCAAUGCUGUUGUACAAAUUAAUUUAAGCCAUGUCCUUAAAGCAGUAGUAGCUUUUAAAGGACUCCUAAUGGAGUGGGUGAUGGUAAAGGGCUAUGGAGAAACCUUAGAUUUAUGGACAGAAUCAAGACAUAAUGUUUUUCGUAAAGUAACUGAAAAUGCCCAUGCAGCUAUGUUACAUUUUUACUCUCCAAUGAUACCAGAGUUAGCAGUUCGCUCUUUUAUGACUUGGCUGCAUAGUUAUGUAAACUUGUUUAGUGAUCCAUGUAAGAGAUGCGGGUGCCAUCUUCACCACACAUCAAUGCUUCCCCCAGCAUGGCGUGAUUUUCGCUCACUUGAACCAUUCCAUGAUGAAUGCAAACAAUAGUCUAUGUGGUAUUGAAUGAGAAAGUGGAAUGCAUACCCGUGUUAUGUUUACUUUCUCAUUCAAUACAGAAACUGAAAUAGUAGAUUAUUGUUAGAUUAUAAUUUCAGUUUAUAAAAUACCUGUUUCACUGCACAUAUUUUUAAUUUAAGACAAAUCUACAUUUAUUUCCUAUACAAUAUUAAAAUAUUAUGUAAUAAAGUUUAAAGAUAUGUAUUAUUGUGAUUUGCUUAUAACAUCUCUAGAAAAACUUCAAUUUUAUUUUCCAGCUUCUUAAAAAUUCAUUAAUAAAAUUGUAAUAUAAACUCAUAAAAAUUUCAACUUGGUAUAUCUUCAAUGUACUUACAAGUUGUAUGCUUCUUAAUUAAAAUUAGGCUCUCUCAUUUGUUAUUCUAAAUAUAGCUUUAUUGGGUAGAUUACCACAUAAUAACUAAUAAACUUGGCAUGAUAUAAACAGUUAGAGAUUAUCAAUAAAUAAUAAGCAAAAUAACUUUUGUGUAUAUAAUUAAAAAUUUAUUUAUUAAUAAAUGUAUUUUAUUUUG
Molecule: messenger RNA, 1562 nt
Organism: Pieris napi
Lineage: Eukaryota; Metazoa; Arthropoda; Insecta; Lepidoptera; Pieridae
Gene: MED27
Product: mediator of RNA polymerase II transcription subunit 27
Exons: 1
Coding region: 127-1023 (298 amino acids)
Biological process (GO): regulation of transcription by RNA polymerase II
Cellular component (GO): mediator complex
Molecular function (GO): transcription coactivator activity
Source: RefSeq, a predicted model, not a curated record